Messenger RNA from Clonostachys byssicola, 1101 nucleotides. The record is from the annotation of a GenBank genome assembly. NCBI's taxonomy places the organism in Eukaryota, Fungi, Ascomycota, Sordariomycetes, Hypocreales, Bionectriaceae.
AUGCCUAUAACGGAGUAUAAGCCUAGCUUCCUCCAAGAAGCCUGGGCGUUGUACGGCAUCGGCACGGCAAUUCUUCUGCUCCGCUUUGCCGUGCGCUUCAAGACGAUUGGAAUUAGCAGAUUGCAGUUUGACGACAUGUUCGCCUUCCUCGUGUUGAUCUUCUACGCGUGCGACGCUGCGACAGUUCAUCUUGUCUACUUUCUUGGGACGAACGUAGAGGCAUCGACAAUCCAAACCCAACGAGAAUUAUCCGCCGAAGAUGUCGCCGAUUUUACACUUGGGUCGAAACUACAACUUGUCGCUUGGUAUUCGUACACAGCUCUUCUCUGGUCGCUUAAAGGGACAAUGCUCUGUUUCUUUUCCCGGAUGACCAUCGGAACUUGGCAUAGUCUUUUGGUUAAGAUGAUCUCAAUCGCUUGUGCUUUGUCUUACAUUGCAGUGUUCUUCACGAUCACGUUUGGAUGCUUCCCCACGUCUAGGAAUUGGCAAGUUGUACCAGAUCCCGGAAAGACAUGUACCUUCAAGCUCCAGAAUCUUUUAGUUACCACAAUUCUCAAUGUGUUAACCGACGGGGCGAUGCUCUGCAUUCCACUACCCUUACUAUGGAAGCUCCAAGUCCCCUUCCGGCAAAAGCUCGUUAUAGGUAUACUUCUCUCGUCGGGUUUAUUCGUUAUUGCAGCAGCGCUCAUUCGCCUUGGCUUCUCCUUGUCGUCAAACGCGUCGGCCGCCAAUGUCAACAGCUGGGGCGUGCGAGAGACAAUCGUCGGUAUAAUCACUGUGAACAUCCCCGCCCUACGCCCCAUGUUCAACCGUUCAUUCUGGACACCGGGUCUCAGUCCUCCAGGAAGCGAGAGGCGGACCAAGUCGGGAACCGGAACCGGCACUGGGAUCAAAAGCACACAUCUAUCUGCGCACGUGCCUGAGGCUUUUGAGAUGACCACGGGAAAGAAGGGCCAUUUGGGAAAUUACACAAUGUACAGGUCCAGCACGGAUGGCGACAGUAGCGAAGAGGGUAUUCUAAGAGACCCCCAGCCUCCGUCCGUGCUGGUGAGCACCUCGUAUGAGGUCAGGAGCGAGCUCGACCUUGAUGAGACCACCUGG